Molecule: messenger RNA, 2661 nt
Organism: Eublepharis macularius
Lineage: Eukaryota; Metazoa; Chordata; Lepidosauria; Squamata; Eublepharidae
Gene: STAMBPL1
Product: STAM binding protein like 1
Exons: 12
Coding region: 468-1763 (431 amino acids)
Biological process (GO): protein K63-linked deubiquitination
Cellular component (GO): endosome; membrane
Molecular function (GO): protein binding; metal-dependent deubiquitinase activity; K63-linked deubiquitinase activity
Source: RefSeq, a predicted model, not a curated record
UUUGCCCCCGAAGCGGCGCGUGAGGAGAAGCUAGCGCGCGCCUGGCUCCCAGCGGCUUGUCGCUGAUUAGGGAAAGGCGGAGGCAAGAGGCGGCGAGUGGCUGCCGCUGGGCCGGGCUUUGCCGCUCGCGUUGUUUGCUAUUGUGGCCGCUGCAUAAGUGGCGGCAGCUGCUGCAGCAACGGCAGCAGCGACGGGUCGUUCUAGCGCAGGCCAGGCAGCCUCCCGCGCCUACGCGAGCCCAGCAAAAUGGCUUUGUGGCUGGCCCAGUCUCGUCAGAUCUUGAAAACUAAGCAGGGUCAGCCUUGGUUAGUAAUUCGAUGGGAGACCACCAAGGAAGUCCAGGGUCGUUAUGCAGAGUCAGACAAUGGCAAACCCCCUCAGAACUUCUCUUGCCUUGAAACCCCUACAGGGUCACUAUGGAAGAACUGUGAAAAAACAGUAAAAUUGGUUGGAAGGGAGAAACUAAUAUGGACCAACCAUUCACUAUGAGUUCUUUGAAAAGGCUAGCUGCUCUGCCUGACCACACAGAUGUUUCGCUGACCCCCGAAGAACGUGUACGUGCCUUAAGCAAGCUUGGUUGUAAUAUCACCAUAAAUGAAGACAUUACUCCACGACGUUACUUCAGGUUUGGAGUGGAGAUGGAGCGUAUGGCAUCUGUGUAUCUUGAAGAAGGAAACCUUGAAAAUGCCUUUGUGCUCUAUAAUAAGUUUAUAACCUUGUUUGUAGAAAAGCUGCCUGGUCAUCGAGACUACCAGCAGUGUGCAGUUCCAGAAAAACAGGAUAUUAUGAAGAAACUGAAGGACAUUGCAUUUCCAAGGACUGAUGAGCUGAAGAGGGACUUGCUAAAGAAAUACAGUGCAGAAUAUCACGACUAUAUGCAAGACAAGAACAAAUGCAAAGCUGAAUUACUGAAGAAACUAGAGCAGCAGAAUUUGAUUGAAGCAGAGAAAAAGCGAAUUGCACAAAUCCGUCAACAGCAGCUGGAAAAAGAACAGUUUCAGUACUUUGAAGAUCAACUGAAGAAGCAAGAACUAGCCCGUGAUCAGAAAAUUAAAGAUAAUUCUAUUUCAUCUGAGCAGACAGAUGGGAGCGUGCUGUCCUCAUGCCUUCCACCACAUCUGAACAAUACUUUGUCCACUACAUUAACAAGCAAGAGUGAAGCCUCUGCUGGUGGAUCACCUCCAAGUAGUCGGGCAAUAAAACCAGCUGCUACACUGAGUGCUGUCCAGAGCAGUGUGACUGAAGGGCUGCGAAGUGUAGUUUUGCCCAAGGAUCUUUGUCACAAGUUUCUGCUGCUUGCAGAAGCAAAUACAGUAAGAGGAAUAGAGACAUGUGGAAUUCUCUGUGGAAAACUGACCCAUAAUGAAUUCAUUAUCACUCAUGUGGUAGUACCAAAACAAUCUGCAGGGCCAGACUACUGUGACAUGGAGAAUGUGGAAGAGCUAUUCAGUGUUCAAGACCAACAUGAUCUCCUCACUCUAGGCUGGAUUCAUACGCAUCCAACGCAGACUGCAUUCUUAUCUAGUGUUGAUCUUCAUACACAUUGCUCUUAUCAGCUAAUGUUACCGGAAGCUAUUGCAAUUGUUUGUUCACCAAAACACAAUGACACCGGAGUCUUCAGACUUACUAAUGCUGGGAUGUUGGAAGUUUCUGCUUGUAAAAAGAAGGCCUUCCAUCCUCAUACCAAGGACCCUAGGCUAUUUAAUACUUGUAAACAUGUCAUUGGGAAAGAUGUAAAAAUAACUGUUUUGGAUCUGAGAUGAUGUGGAUGAGAGACGAAAGGCCUUUCUUAAAACAGAUGCCCAAAGGAGAACAGUGGCUGCCAGAUUUUACUAGUGUUUUUCAAAAGUUACUGACGUUUUAUAUUUGUACAUUUUAAAUUUAAUAAUUUGAUAUUUAUUACCCUUUCCCAUGUUGAAAUUAUUUUGUUGUUCUGUCGAGACAGAGUUCACAGUGGCAUUCAAUCAGGAUCUUUUGUUUAUUCUGAAAUACUGUGAUAUGACAAUAAAGUGAACUUGGAACAGUGACAACACUGGGAUUUUUGUACUGCUUCUGAUCUUUCUGCCUUCAUGAUUUUUCUUAACUGCAUUUUUUUAAGGUACACUUUUUCAUAUAUGUUGGACUAGCAACAAAGCCCAUUGUGGGUAAAAAUACAAUGGGCUCUAGCAAGGGGAGGGCCCUCCUCUUCCAUGACUGAUCCCGGCCGGGUGAAGGGGGGGGGGCGGGAAAUGCUUCCUGCUCCAUGCCUGCAGGGUGAAGGUGUCGGGUGGACAUUGCCACCUGCUUUGCUCCUGAUCCCAGCUGGGUGAAGGGGGCGGGCAUUGCCUCCUGCUCCACACUGGAUUCCAGCUGGGUGAGGGGGGUGGGCAUUGCUGCCUGCUCUGCUCCUGAUCCCAGCUGGGUGAAGGGGGCAGGCAUUGCCUCCUGCUCCAUGCCGGAUUCCAGCCAAGUGAAGGGGGAGCGGGCAUUGCCUCCUGCUCCAUGCCGGAUUCCGGCCAAGUGAAGGGGAAGCGGGCAUUGCUGCCUGCUCUGUGCCUGAUCUCAGCUGGGUGAAGGGCGGCGGGCAUUGCCGCCUGCCCUGUACCUGAUCCCAGCUGGGUGAAGGGGAGCGGGCAUUGUCCCCUGCUUCGUGCCUGAUCCCAGCUAGGUGAAGUUGGGGGG